This is a messenger RNA of Aspergillus wentii DTO 134E9, 745 nucleotides long. RefSeq lists its product as uncharacterized. The transcript is spliced from 2 exons. Lineage: Eukaryota; Fungi; Ascomycota; Eurotiomycetes; Eurotiales; Aspergillaceae. Bases 142 to 549 code for a protein of 135 amino acids. The record is from RefSeq and is a predicted model, not a curated record.
CUUCAGCUGAGGGUAGCUGAGUCGAUCCCACAGUAUUAAUACCCCUCCCUCCCCUCCAUCUCUACCUUUCAAUCUCCAUCAUCUUGACCCGAUUUACUAUUUCCUCACAACAGAUCUUAUUUUCCUUCUCUCACCGCAAAAAUGCUCGACGCCGUGGAGGUCCCAUUUGACGCGUCCAAGCUCGCAUUUCGAACCAAUUUCGAUGGCCUCUCUACUUCCAACCCCGCCCUGCAACUUCAACUUGAGAAUGUGACCAAAAGCUACCAGAGCGCCCUUACAAAUUUCGCGUCUGAAGACAAAAACGCACGGGAAGACUACCAGGAUCAAAAGGACAAUGGCCUCACUGAUGCUAGCUUUGGAACGUGGGUGAAGCAAGGAGACUGCCCCCAGUGGAUCGCGGCGAAGAAUCAACUGGAGAGUGCUGGUGCCCAGUUAACCCAAGCUGCUAUGAAUGCCUUUGGGCAAGACUACCAACAAAAGCUUGGCAAAGAACAGAGUGAUUUUUCUCGUGAAGCACACCAGGCGGGGCAUUGGCCAGAAAUGUUCUAAGGCACGGUGGAUUACAACAUGAAAGCUUGGAGUCUUUGAACUCGGCUAGCAUUAUGUAUAUGCACUAGCGAUCGAUUUCUAUACUGUCAUCAAAAGAUACCAGGUGUUUUCUAAAUACAAGUAUCUAAGAAAAUACAUACAACCAAUAGCAGUAUCUAAUAGAUGUCGAUUUCAUAUCAAGUUUCACGAAUUAAAU